AUGAUGAAUUCAAAAAGCAUACAUAUCAAGUGCAUAUAAUUGAUUUACAAUUUAUAGCUCCAUUUCAAGAAUGGCGAAGUAAUAAAACUCGAUGGUUAUUCCACCUACUGCAAUCAUAUAAAUAGAAGCUCAUCGAUUUUAUCUAUUUUAAUAUUUGCACCUCUUCGAGUUAUUAAGAACAACAUAUUGUAUUACAGUUUAAGUAUUCUGUCUUUGAUAUUGUUGACAUCAAUAUGGUCGAUGUAAUGAGAAUUAUGAUAUUGUAGAGAUUAGUCACAAUAUGAAUUUUAUUUCAUUUUUUCAUUUUAACUGCUUGCCCAUAUUAGUGUAGAGCUAUAUAAUAAAUUCAAAAUUAAUGGGCUAGACAAAAAAUUAAACAAUCAAGAAAAUAAAAUACUGAAAUAAUGGGAUGAAUGUAUUAGCAAUAAAGAAAUAUUAAAAAGAAUCAAAUAGAAGGCAGCUACAAAACAUAAAAAUGAUGAUGUAAAAGAAAGAGAUCGCAAGAUUUCUUUUAAAAAUAAUGAUAAUUUGCAACGCUAACCUAGUCAAAGAAGCAGAUCAUCAGGAUGUAUCAUAGUUUUUUUAUUUAGUGUAAUCAUAACUUUCUCGAUUAUCUUUAAAUUAAGGUAGAGCUAAGAGUCCAUCAAAUUAACAUAUAGAUCGACUAGAAAAAAUAGGUUCUAGAUUUUCAGUAAUGAGUCCCUUGAUCCUUCAAGAUAUGCAAAUUAAAAACUAAUUGAAAAUCAAAUUAGUAUAAGACCCAGCAAUUAGAAAUUUUAUAUAAUAAAUGCCAAGUAUGUUUGACAAAAAUAAUUCAAAAAUAAAAAAACCAUAAGAAAAUAAAAAUAUAAAAAAUACUGAUAAAAUGGAUCUAAUUAAAUCAAUAAAUUCUUCAGAAAUAUAAAUUGGAGAUGUAAUUAUUGUAGAAAGAAAUUAAAUUGCUUCAUGUGACAUAUUAGUAUUAUAUUGUAAUGAUGAAAUUUAUACUGUCUAAAAUUAAUUAUGUGGUUAUUCAGACAAGACUAUUAGAAAACCAUUAAUUCUAAACAAAUGUAAAUCUUAAUAAUUAUUCUUAGUUGAUUCACAUAAUUUAGUUCUAUUUAAAAAGUCUUUUACUGGAACGAUACAAAUUACUGAAACCUCAAAUAAUAUGUAGGGAUACUUUUAAUUAAAAAAAGAUCCAUAAUCUUAUAUAGUGUAAGAUGAUAAUUUCAUAUUCGCAUAAGAAAAAUUAUUAAAUACACCAUGGGUAAUUGGAGUAGUAAUUAAAGUUGGAUUAAAGUGUCGUUGUUAUAGAAACUUUUAAAUUAAACCUUAAAUGCCAAACUAUCCUUAAGAUUUAUUACUUACACUUGUGUGUAUUUAAAUUGCACUCUUAAUUGUAAUAAAUUUUAUAUAAUAAUAUAGAUAAUGUAUAUCAUAAUCUCAUAAAUUGAUAAUGUGAAAUAUUAUCUAGAUAUUAUGCAAUUAAUUUUUGAAUGCCUUAUGCAUUUAACAUUUCUAUUACCAAACAGUUUUGCAUUUUAUUAUUCAAUUGCUGCUCUUUAUCAAUAAUAAAUGAUUCAAAAAAUAAGUCAUUUGGAUAUUAAAUAAAUAAAAGACUUUCAUCCAGAAUAAUACUAUAAUAUAAAAAGAAUAUCUAUGAAUUUAGAUAGUAUACUUGAUGGAAAUUUUGAAAUUAAAAAUUUAAUAUAUAAGAAUCAAGUUUGUUAUUGUAAAGAGUCAGAAUUGAUACUUCAUGCUUAAGAGGUAGCUUCAUCAAUUAAUAGUCAAAAUUUAUUUAAGACUGCAGAUUCUAAAGAAGAUUCAAAACCUGAUAUAUUAUUAUCUAAUAAAAUGUAAAAUAAUACUUUUAAUGCUGCAAAAUAUUAAGAAGAUGAAAUAAUUAGUGUAGAUGAUGAAGAAGAUGAUAUUGGGGCAAAUAUGCCUUAAUCUAUUGAAUUUAGAUUGAUUAGCAAUUUUACUAAUUUAACUCAAUAAGAUCUAAAUAUUGUAGUUUAACCACUUAAUGCAUCUGAAAAAAGUGAAUACUAGCCAAAAUCAACUAAUAGAAUUCAUCAAUCUAUUCAUAUAAGAAGUCUUAGAUAAAUUGCUAUGAAAGAUAGCAGAUUAGAUAGAAAGUCAAUAAAUGUAAAUGAGAUGAUACAAUCAAUCAAUAGCAAUAAAGAAAAUCUAGCAUUAUUAUAAUUAAGUUUAAAUUAAGUAUCAUAUACGAAACUAAUAUAUACAGCAACAGGAGAGGAAAAGAUUAAGAAUACUCAUGUAAAUGUAUUAGAUGAGAAAUAAAUUUAGAUUGCCAAAUCAUUUGGUUAUGAAUUCGUUUGUGUAAACAAAAUUUAGUAAUCAAUUAAUUUAAUUUUAGAAAUACACUCACAUAUAUUAUUAAAUAGAAUCUUUAAAUAUAUUCAUUUAAAUUGAUUGAUAUGUAGAUGCAUCGUCAUCAUUAGAGAUUAUAUAUGUUAUUUGAAUUAGAUUCUGAGUAUGAAUAAUUAUUGAAAGCUCCUUAUAUCUUAUUUAUUAGAGAAUCUAAUAAUAAAGUACCUGAAAUGAUUGAUGAGAUGAAGACAGGAUUAAGAUCAUCACUUCCUAUUAUAAUAAAUCAAGAGAAUGAAUAAAUACAUUAAAUUCAUUACUUUUAUUGUUUACUAAAUCAUUAAGAUGCUGAGGCAUAUGUAAGUUAAUAAGCAACAUCCUAAUAAAAUACACUUGAAACAGAGGAAAUCAUUUAUAGUUCAUUAGAAUCAUUAUAACUUAAUAUCAUUUUGGGAUUCAAAUAUAAUUUAAAACCAUAAGCUUAAGAUUUUAUCAAAAAUAUUGAAAAAUCUGAAUAGUAAUUAUUAUUAUAUACUGAAUAAUAUUUUGCAUUUGCUAAUUCAAUAUUAUCCCAAACUGAUAUACAACAUCAUAAUAAAUUUGUAUUUGAAUAAGAUAAUGAUGAAGAUCUAAGAGCUUAUUUUAAGAAAUCUUUACAAUAAUUUUCUUAAAUAUUUUAAGAAUAAUAACCUAUGUUUGGUUCAUAAAUGCAUUCUCUUAAAUAAUUAUCUAAUGUAAAUCCAUCUAUGCUAUCAAAUAAAAAAACAUCUGAAGAUUUUCAUUAGACUUCUUCUAUUGUUGUUAUUCUAAGCAGUUAAGCAUUUAAAAUUAUAGAAAAUAAUAGCUAUAUGAUCAAUCAUCUUAAAUUAUUACUUAGUUUUUCUAAAGUUACACUUCUAUAUGAUGCUAAUCCAUCAUCAUUAGAACAUCUAUAAAAAUGUUUUGAUGGUCCUAAUAUGA
Messenger RNA from Paramecium pentaurelia, 3273 nucleotides. The record is from the annotation of a GenBank genome assembly. NCBI's taxonomy places the organism in Eukaryota, Ciliophora, Oligohymenophorea, Peniculida, Parameciidae.